Molecule: messenger RNA, 1617 nt
Organism: Lymnaea stagnalis (great pond snail)
Lineage: Eukaryota; Metazoa; Mollusca; Gastropoda; Lymnaeidae
Source: the annotation of a GenBank genome assembly
GCUAUGUUGGUAUUAUGUUUGUUUCGCAUCGUUGGGCUAUAUCUAUUGGAGUUCACAUCCACUUAUUUAUUUUUAGGUUUUAAAGACAAGCUUCAAUAAAAUUUUCACUUUUUUUUAUUUUGAGGCAACAUUUUAAUAUUAUUUUAUUUUCAUUAACUUGGUGAUUAGUGUUGCUAGGUAAUGAUAACAGCAAAGUUGAACUUCCGGUUUUCAUUCCAAACGCAAAUGUUCCAAUUUGGGAUCACUGACGAGUGUCACUGAUCCAAUGCAGAUGUCUCAAACAACAAUAUCGGCGAAUGGAAUAGAAUAGAACAAAAUGGGGUCAUCCAAUAGAUCAACUAUAUUCACAAAUAACUAUUUUGAACACAGGUUGGUGGCAUCCGCUGGUUCAGGCGAUAUUUCAACUCUAAGAAAACUACUACGAAAGAAAAUAUCAACAGAUAAAUUAGAUGAUUAUGGAAGAACUGCCCUUAGCGUUGCUAGUAAUGGUAAGAACCAAAGGUCAAAUGUGCCUCUAUAUAAUCAACUUCAUUAAUUAUUUUUUUUUAUAGAAAAGAGCUGAAUAUCUUAGCUCAUAAAAUUAAUAUUUUCGCUUGGUACUUUAAUAUUCCUUCUGAUUCUAAGACUCAAUUAUCCUUGUAGUUUUCAAUUUUAAUAUUAAAAUUGUAUGUUUCCAUGACUUUAUUUUAAUGCUUUAAAAACAAUUACAAUAAUAAACGUGACUGUUAAACCCAUUAUUUAAAUUUAAUUUAAUCAGUGGUUCCUAAUCAAAGAAAUUAAGAGCCAUCUUGUCUUAUAGAAGGUGAAUCUGAAAUUGUCAAGUUACUUUUGGAGGCAGGAGCUGAUGUCAAUCAGAUGGUUGGAGCUAAUGUCACACCGUUGCAUGCCGCUGCCAGAAGUAAGACAAUUUCAAAUAUAAAUUAUUAAUUUUAAAAAUUUAUUUUACGAGGUUUUAGUAUUAAAACUUAAUACACUGACUGAUUCAAAUUUCAAUUCAAAAUAGUUUUUAGUUUGCAUAGCACUCAAACAUAUUUUAAUAUUACAGUAAAUUUACUGAAGGCCUUACUGGUAGCUGUUAUGUUAUUUUUAGAAAUAUAUAAGACAAUAAUUUAUUUAAUCAUUUUUUAAUAUAAUUUCAAUAAACCAUUUGACACCACCAGAUCAUCACACUGAAGCAGCCAAGCAGCUUAUUUUAGGUGGAGCAUAUCUUAAUGUAGAAAACUGCAAUAAACUCAAACCCAUUGACCACUGCAAGUACAAUUCAAAAACUAGAGAAGUUCUGAAAUGUGCCAUGCUUGGACAAAUGCCUGAAAUCGAAAACGAAUCUAAAGUUCCAGAUAUUCCAGGGUAUGCAAUUCCAGAAGGUAAUAAACCAAAAGACACCAAGAAAAAGGGCAAGAAAGGAAAAGGUGGUAAAGGGAAAAAGAAAGGGAAAAAAGGAAAGAAGAAAGGAAAGAAGAAAGGAAAGAGGAAAAAGAAAUAAAUAUUACUGAAAACUAAAUUAUUGCAUGUAAAUUUGAUGUCACUCCUCAUUUUUUUGUGAUUAACAAUGUUUUUUUGUUUUUUUUUUAAACACAUCUCGCUAUUUACUCAUUAAAAAUGAAGAUUGGAAAAAUG